Contarinia nasturtii (swede midge) is the source of this 2293-nucleotide messenger RNA. RefSeq names its product larval serum protein 2-like. NCBI's taxonomy places the organism in Eukaryota, Metazoa, Arthropoda, Insecta, Diptera, Cecidomyiidae. The record is from RefSeq and is a predicted model, not a curated record. The transcript has 3 exons. Bases 21 to 2132 code for a protein of 703 amino acids.
AUUUGAAUUCAGUCGACAAAAUGAAGACUAUCAUAAGUGUUCUGUUUGUAAGCAUUGUGGCGGGAUCGUUCGCUUUCCAAAGCGGUCCAUCCAAACCCGCUGAUAAGGAUUUGUUGGGCAAACAAGCCAUUAUUUUCGAAUUACUGCAACAUCCAUACCAACCCGGUGUCUCGAUUUACAAACCCGAAUAUUUGAAUAUUGUGAAUUCAUAUGACUUGGAACGCAGCUUGGAAUUUUACAACAAUGUGAAUGCUGUUAAGGAAUUUUUGCUGUUCUACAAAAAGGGAUUGAUCCCAUACAACGAACUAUUUUCAAUUUACAACGAUCUUCAUCGUCAACAAGCUGUUGCAUUGUUCCAUGUGUUCUACUAUGCUAAAGAUUGGGACACAUUCUACAAGACCAUACUCUGGGCACGAUACAACGUAAAUCCCGGUCUUUUUGUCUAUGCAUUGAAUGUUGCCGUUGUGCAUCGUCAAGACUUGGCCGGUUUGGAAUUGCCAGCCAUUUAUGAAAUUUUCCCACACUAUUUCUUCAGCUUUGAUGUAAUUCAACGUGCUCAAUUGUACAAACAACAAGGUUUCUAUGGUGUUAAAAAAGUUGAUGGCAUUUACAACGUUGUUAUUCAAGCUAACUACAGUGGCCAAUACGUUAAUAGUUAUGAAGAUCAAAUGGUUUCCUAUUUCCUCGAGGAUAUUGGUUUAAAUGCAUAUUAUUACUAUUUCCACAUUGAUUAUCCAUUCUGGAUGGGCGGCCCUGAAUACAAUUUGUACAAAGAUCGUCGUGGUGAAUACUAUUUGUACAUCCAUCAACAAUUAUUGGCACGUUAUUACAUGGAACGUCUGUCGGUUGGAUUGGGAAGCAUUAAAGAAUUCAAUUGGUGGUCACCGAUCGGUGCAUACUAUCCAAACAUUCGCACAUACUAUGGACAAAACUAUGUAUCACGCGAAUCUGGACACGUUAUUUACCAAAAUGGAAACUACUUCAACAUUGAAUAUAUCUAUUCGUACGAACAACGUUUAUUGAAUGCCCUUGAUUCGGGACACUUUUUGCUCAGCAACGGAACAUACUUCAAUUUUGCCUAUCCCGGUGGCAUUGAAUAUUUGGGAAAUUUGAUCCAAGGCAAUCCAGACAGUUUGAACGUUAAAUACUACAAUUAUUUGUACUACGUUUACAAGACUUUCGGCCAAUAUUUGGGCAAAGACUAUCAUGUUAGCGGUGAAUUGCCAAGUGUUUUAUACAAUCCGGAAACAACAUUGCGUGAUCCAGCAUAUUGGAUGUUCUUGAAGCGCAUCUAUUCAUUUUUCAAUAAAUACGCGAUUCAAUUGAAACCAUAUUCAUUGCAACAGAUUAGUUUUGAUGGCGUUAAAAUUGAUUCAGUUCAAACUGAUAAAUUGAUUACAUACUUUGAUUACUUUGAUGCUGAUAUUUCGAAUGCAGUUGAUAUUGAACAAUAUCUGCCCGAUCGUGUGUCAGAAUUAAGACGAUUCGGACGUCUUUCAUACUAUAACGGUGAUGACUAUGUCAUCAAAGCACGUCAAUUACGCUUGAAUCAUGUCCCAUUCAAAGUUACUAUCAAUGUUGUGUCGAAUGUUAAGGUUCCUUCAGUUGUUCGUAUUUAUCUUGGACCAAAAUACGAUGAAUAUGGCCAUUUGAUCGAUCUCAAUGAAAAUCGUAACAAUUUUGUGCUUUUGGAUGCAUUCAAAUAUGAUUUGAUCAGUGGUAAUAAUCAAAUUAUUCGUGAAUCACAACAAUUCUUUAUGAAUGUUAAGGAUCGCACCUCCUAUUUGGAAUUGUACAAAUGGCUUUUGUCGGCUAGUGCCGGACAAAAGGUAUGGCCAUUGGAUAAUACCGAAGCUCAUUCUGGAUUCCCGAACCGAUUGAUUUUACCAAGAGGCCAUAAGGGAGGUAGUUUGUAUCAAAUAUUCGUUCACAUUUCACCGUACCACGAACCACAAGUUCCACAAUACAGCACUUUUGAUUCAGUCAUUUCAACUGGCAUUGGAUCCGGCUCGAGAUGGAUUGACUCUCUUCCAUUCUACUAUCCUCUUGAUCGUGAAAUUGAUGUUUAUAAUUGGUACUUGCCAAACAUGUACUACCAAGAUGUAUUGAUCUAUCACAAAGUUGAUGCUUAAUUUUCUUUCCGGCCACUGCGAAUCCCCAAAUCGAAAGCAAUCCAUUUCUUGUCUGAAUGGAAAAUCAACAUUUUUUUAUAUAUCUUACAAUUUUUUACAACUUUUUUUCUGUAUUUUUAGUUUGAAACUUGAUUCAUUGAAUAAAUUUUUGAUUAUGCAAA